GUGUCCUUUCGGCUUCCGUCAACGUCGCUAUGCGCUUGACGUCAGCAUAACAACAACCUGUCAUGACAGCUCGUAUGGGAAAAAUAUUUAUAAAGAUAUAAAACCAUAUACAAUCUGUUUCACCUGGAUGUAAGAUUACUUCUUAAGGAGAGGCGUGGAAACCGCGAAUCUCAGUGUGUGAGAUCCAGGAGGGACAGGGCAUUCUAGCACCUGUCAGCUAGCCAGCCGAAGAGACGGGGAACAGGAUAGGGAAGCAGGGCGAGGCGGGCCCCGCGGAGCCGGUGGAGAAGAUGGCCGGCAGCCCGGAGAAGAGUUCCACCGCACAGGAGCUGAAGGAGCAGGGGAACCGCCUGUUCCUCUGCCGCAAGUACCAGGAGGCUGCUACAUGUUACAGUAAAGCUAUUAACCGUAAUCCAUCAGUGGCGGUGUACUACACCAACAGGGCUCUCUGUCAUGUGAAGCUGCAGCAGCAUGACAAGGCUCUGGCAGAUUGUAAGCAUGCACUGGAGUUGGACAGCCAGUCAGUCAAGGCCCACUUCUUCCUGGGGCAGUGUCACCUGGAGCUGGAGAACUAUGAUGAGGCCAUCGGCAACCUGCAGAAAGCUUAUAACCUGGCAAAAGAACAAAGACUGAAUUUUGGAGAUGACAUCCCGAGCGCCUUGCGCAUCGCAAAGAAGAAACGAUGGAAUAGCAUUGAGGAGAAACGCAUCAACCAGGAGAACGAGUUGCAUGCCUAUCUGACUAAACUCAUCCUGGCUGAGAAGGAAAGCGAACUUGAAGAAUACAAAGAGAAACAGGACGACAAUCAAAAUGGAGGCGACGCUGCCAAGAUUGCAUCAAAACAUGACAAGUAUCUAAUGGACAUGGAAGAGCUCUUCUCUCAAGUAGAUGAGAAAAGAAAAAAGCGGGAGAUCCCAGAUUACCUGUGUGGUAAGAUUAGCUUUGAGCUGAUGAGGGAGCCCUGCAUCACACCCAGUGGGAUCACCUAUGAUCGCAAGGACAUCGAAGAGCACCUACAGCGAGUGGGCCAUUUUGACCCGGUCACCAGGAGUACCCUGACCCAGGACCAGCUGAUCCCAAACCUGGCCAUGAAGGAAGUGAUCGAUGCCUUUAUCCAGGAGAACGGCUGGGUGGAGGACUACUAAAGGGACCAUCCCCACCUCCCACCUCCCAUCUCUCCAUCAUACCCAAACUCAAGCCUGGACAACACAAGACUGUAGAGAACAGAUCACCCCUUGCCUGGAGAUGUACUUUAUACAAGCGGUAAAAGCCACACAAUGGACUACCAAAUGAGAGCUAUGUAUCUCAUUCUGCCUCUUCCUCCCCACAUGUUAUCUUUGCUGUAAAACUCCCCGCUCCUACCUUCUGAGGCUCGGUGUUCAUGGCCUGCUGCUCCCUUCAAAAAACCUCUUCAUUCAGCUCUUUCUAUACUUUCUCUCUCACUUCUCCUUCCUUUCUUUCAUGCUGUAUCAAGUCUCUCAAGCCUGACUCCCUUCUUUAAAUUAGGGGCCACGUUCUCAGGUCUGUCUUGCUCCCUCCCUACUCUGCCUCCCUUUCUCUGAGGGCCACAAUCCUUGGAUAGCAUCAGCAUUGCACUCCAGUGUUUCACAGAAACCACCAAUAUUAAAGAAAGACAUCUUACACAUGGUAAUUGAAUACAUAAAUAUGUUGUCCUUUUACUUGGCGUUUACUCCAGUAUUUCUUGGUAAUUUUUGUAUGAAACAUUGAAGCGUUUGCCCACUUCGUAAUCACAUGAAGUGGUAACUAAAAUGCCAAAAAACAACAACUUCUCAACGAGAAUGACUAGUUUGUGUGCAAGUUUUACAUAAUACUGUCUCUUUGCCACCUCCAGGUGGCGCUCCUCACAUACCCACCCAUACUCUAAUAUUUUUAGAAAAUAUAUAUUUUGUUCUUUGCAUAUCAAUCACACCCCCAUUACAGAAAAUUUAAAUAUGUUGAAUGUAUGCAUAGUACUCUUAGGUUUAGACCUGACCUACAGUAAUUCAUAAAUGUUUUUUCUUUCAAGAUAAUACUAGGUUUUUAUGUAAAGCGGCCUUGAACGGGAUGCAGAAAAUCAAUAGAAAUGAAAAUACGUUUUUCACAUAGCUGGAUAGUAAUUGAAAAUGUUUGAAUAUUGUUAGCUGACAAGAGUUGUUCAGGUUGAUGCUCGAAAUCUGCUUUGGAGAAUGGUCUGUGCUGUCUGUGUCGUUCAUAGAAACAAAAAAAUGUGCUUGGACGUUGUGUUUGGCUCGUGCUGUUUGCCAUGAAUGAUAGUGGACGCUCGCAUCAAGCAUGCGGUGAAUUUUCUUUUCCUAUGCAAAGGCAAGAGGACGAUAAUUAUUGUUUUCUCCUUUUUUAUGCUGUUAAUUUUGUGCACUGCCCCCUUACCAUGUCACAGGUUGCAGUUUGCAGCAGCUUAUGUAAACCAAUCAUCAGUGUGAGACUAAGUUUAAGUCGUGUCUUGUUGCAGGGCUUUGAGGUUCGCUAGCAUUGCUGUACCAACCUCCUCUUGUGUGACAAAUGCUGGAAGAGUUAUGACCAUUUUAUCGCAUCCAUACCGCAGUCCAAAUUUGUAGGUGCUGGUUCACUGGCCUUCUCUGUAAGACACAUUUUCAUUUUAGCAUUAGUUUACAGGUUUUCCAGCCGAGUGCGUGUCUGUGGUGAGUUAGGCCUGUCGGUGGUUCAUGUCUGUGUGCAGGCAGUGUAAAUAAUGUGCUUGUGUGUCAGAUUUUAUUUCUUGACAAAAUAGGGUCCUUUUUUUUUUCUUCCUUUUUCUUGAGAAACUGUAUUAAAUGUAGAUAUGUUGAUAACAUUAAUGCCUGCUUCAGUUUUCAUUUGUCCCCAUUAAACCGUGAACUUUGA
This is a messenger RNA of Cyclopterus lumpus (lumpfish), 2862 nucleotides long. RefSeq names its product STIP1 homology and U-Box containing protein 1 (gene stub1). Gene Ontology annotation, biological process: protein polyubiquitination; positive regulation of proteolysis; cellular response to misfolded protein. NCBI's taxonomy places the organism in Eukaryota, Metazoa, Chordata, Actinopteri, Perciformes, Cyclopteridae. The record is from RefSeq and is a predicted model, not a curated record. The coding region runs from base 291 to 1145 and encodes 284 amino acids. Gene Ontology annotation, molecular function: ubiquitin protein ligase activity; protein-folding chaperone binding. Gene Ontology annotation, cellular component: Z disc; cytoplasm. The transcript has 8 exons.